Messenger RNA from Portunus trituberculatus (swimming crab), 2458 nucleotides. RefSeq lists its product as uncharacterized. Bases 214 to 1857 code for a protein of 547 amino acids. The transcript has 8 exons. Lineage: Eukaryota; Metazoa; Arthropoda; Malacostraca; Decapoda; Portunidae. The record is from RefSeq and is a predicted model, not a curated record.
CCUGUGACUGAAGGUGGCAGGAUAAGGUCCAGUCCAUCGGGGCUUGUAAUAGUUAGUUGUGAAUGUGUCAAGGGCUGGGUUGUGUCACGCCGCGCCUCGCUUCACAUCUUAAAAAACUAUCUGCACUAGUUAGGCAAGAUCUUUACACAUUAUUUAGUCACCAGUUGUUUAUGGGAAAGUGUUGAAGGUGACUAAGAUCCCUGGCCGUCAGCAAUGGAAAACUCCCUCUACCACCAAUACGUCGACAACACAACAAACCACCGCAGGGUCCGCCCCGUGGUGGUUGGCGCGCCCUACGUGUUGUGUACCUUUGCCCUGGGCGUCAUCCUAAUGGCUGUGGGCACCUUCAUCACCUCGCACGCCUACGAAGAUAAGAACAAAGAUCCCGUGCUGCUGGGCGUGGGUCCUGGUUUACUGGGAUUGGGAGGUUUGUUGCUGCUCAGCUCUGUCGUCAUUUGCGUGGUGGCUUGCAUGAGGAACCGCAAGCUGCGAGAAGUUUUGUCUGAUGACUUCUUCACCAUCGGAGCCUCAACGUUCUAUGGCGGCAAUGAGCUUGUUCACCUGAAUAAUGAGGACGAGAUGGGCACCUACUCUUCCCAACGCCACCGACGUCGCCAUUCCAUCUCAGGCGGCGCCACUGACUCCAAUGAAGGUGUCAUGAUUUUGGCCAGCACUGUCGCUGAGGAGAGAGAAAGACAGAGAAAAAAUUCACGAAAGUUUGCUCGGAAUCUAUCCCACAAGAGUGCCAGCCAGGUCUGCUACAUGGGGCCACAGGGACUCGCUCAGGAACGCCUGAGCAAGGAAGACCCGGACUACCUGGGGCUGGAGCCGAUUCGACGAGCAGAACUGCAUCCAGAACUCGCACAAGACUACUGUCAGAGUGAGAGCGAUGACUCUCACUACAUUCCUAGGAGCCGGUCCACAAGCAUGUCUGUUCGCCUGCCGCGGUCACACUUGGCUCCAGUUGAACAGAGACUGCACAGAAACUUAUCCUACACCCCUGCCUCCCGCGCUAGAAUCCAGCAACAUCUCCAGCGCCAACGCCACCAGGCGAGCCUGCAAGCUCAGGGUUGGGAAGUGCAGCAGUCUGAGCCUCGGCGGAAACGUAGCUCUAAAAGAAGAAAGCCUCAGGCCACCAUCAACGAGGUCGCAGAGGGUCCUACUGUACAUCAGCUUCCAAAAUACGAUCCUGACCUCCUGUCUGCCUUGGGUUUGGGACCAAGUCAUCCCCGCCUGAACAGAGGCAUAAGCGAGGACGGACACCUGGACUCAGAAGCUGCCGCAUCCGCCGCCUGGAGGGAAAAUCCUGACGUGACAUAUGGCAGUCUCCUAAACACACGACGAAAACCCUCCGUAGUGAUGGGCGUCAAGGGCCUGCGUCCCAAACAAUCUGGGACCGCCUACAGGCACACUUCUUCCAUCUAUGCCUCCGACAUGGACUUGCACAGGACCGAUGCGACAGCCACCAGCGAUACAUCCCAAGCUGUACAAGACUUUCGAAAUUUCCGAGGACCAUACGGCAAUCCUCAAUAUCUUCCCAAUCUAGAAUCCAGCAUGACAAAUCGCAGCAUCGGGUCUUCUCCCACACUGCUUCCUCCUUUCGACUACGAAGACACCUCACCUCAGCCGGAAACCGGGAGGGAAAACACACCUACCUCCACCACGUCACACAGGCAUAGGAGGCGUCCGUUAUCGAACAUAUCAUCGGCGUCUGAGACUUGUUGCUCCGAAUGCUGCGGAACUCAUCAGCAGAAUGAAAGUGAAGCGCCUAGUAAACAGGAACUCCCACCAAGACCAACCAGGAAAGAGGAAACUGACCAAAGCACUGACCAUGGGCCAGAGGAUAGUGACCCUUGAGUCGAGCUGAACGAGAGGACCGCAUUGUAAUCCAUGAUCUUAUCGAGCUUGUCUAUGAUUCUGUUUCAAACCAUACUGAAAGUGAUCUAUAAAUAGUGGUAGUUGUGUAGAUCUCCCUCCUUAUAGCGAGGGAAGUGAAUGUAAAUCAAAGGCUAUUGUCGUAAUAUUUUUCCCAUUGGUGGAGGUGGUUCAGAUAUUCACGUGGUCUCCAAACUAUCUUGAACCAUAAAAGCUCUCUGGUAAAAUGCUCUAAAAAAUGGUAUCCGAUAUUCGAGGAGGAAGAUAUGAUGUGUUCUAUAACAUUUAGAUUAUAAUGAAUGUUUAAGCAUAUACUGAUUUGCUGCCUUUAAAUAUGAACGGCUAAUUGAUACAUGAAGAUUACUUCGUAUGCUCUUACAUCUCCACCAUUGCCUUUAACACUUUGUCCUUCCCUUCUUCAGAUUCCAUGUUCUUCAUUUAAUUUCUUGAGUCUUGAAAAGUAAUCACUGUUGCAGUGUUAAAGAUUCGGUAAUUGUGAAUAUUGUAAACAUUUUCUUCCUACUUUGAAUUACUUAAACUUUUCAGUCCAUUGUAAUUAAUAUAUUUCUUUAUGUUCUAAAUA